Molecule: messenger RNA, 3904 nt
Organism: Hemiscyllium ocellatum (epaulette shark)
Lineage: Eukaryota; Metazoa; Chordata; Chondrichthyes; Orectolobiformes; Hemiscylliidae
Product: UDP-N-acetylhexosamine pyrophosphorylase-like protein 1
Exons: 9
Coding region: 113-1672 (519 amino acids)
Biological process (GO): UDP-N-acetylglucosamine biosynthetic process
Molecular function (GO): UDP-N-acetylglucosamine diphosphorylase activity
Source: RefSeq, a predicted model, not a curated record
CGGGACUCCGCCCCCUCCCCCGGGUCCGGGUGAUGUGUGUGUGGGCGGGCCCCAGGCCUCGGGUCCUCCUCCCGCCCUGUCCGUGUGUGUGAGGCUCGGCUCCGGCUCCGGGAUGUUGCUGCCGCCGCCCUCUCCCUCUCCCCCUGCCCGUGUCCGGGAGCUCCUGGACCGGGCCGGACAGCCGGAGGUGCUGCGGUUCUGGGAGCAGCUGUCGGCCGAGGAGCGGCGGCUCCUGGAGGCGGCGGUGCAGCAGCUGGAGGCGGCUCCGCUCCGGGAUCACUGUCAGGAGGCGGCCGCCGCCACGGCCCGGCUCCGGGGGCAGGGGCAGGGGCAGGGGGCCGCCGGCACACACCGCAACAUGCAGCCCCUUCCCGGGGAGGUCACCGGCAGCACCGCCCGGACUGAACCCCACAGACUGGACACCUGGAGGGACCGCGGUUUUCACGAGAUCUCUGAAAACCGUGUAGCUGUUCUUCUACUGGCUGGAGGACAGGGCACACGUCUGGGUGUGUCGUACCCAAAGGGAAUGUAUGAUGUUGGGCUGCCAAGUGGAAAAACCCUUUACCAAAUCCAAGCAGAGCGGAUUCGCAAAGUACAGCAACUCGCUGAGGAAAGGCUGGGCAAGAAAUGUGUUGUUCCUUGGUACAUCAUGACCAGUGAAUUCACAUUGGAACCCACUAAGAAGUUCUUCGCUCAGCAUAACUACUUUGGUCUGGUCGAGUCUAACGUUGUCAUGUUUGAACAGCAGAUGCUACCAGCUGUUGACUUCAACGGGAAGAUCAUUCUGGAACAGAAGGGGAGGAUUGCCAUGGCACCAGAUGGAAAUGGCGGGCUGUAUCGUGCUCUGAUGAACAACAAGAUUCUGGAGGAUAUGGACCGGCGAGGAAUCUGCUUUGUCCACGUGUACUGUGUGGAUAACAUCCUGGUGAAGUUGGCAGACCCGGUCUUCAUUGGAUUCUGUGUGGAGAAAGGAGCGGACUGUGGGGCAAAGGUUGUUGAGAAGGCUUACCCCACUGAGCCAGUUGGGGUGGUGUGUCUUGUGGACGGGAUCUAUCAGGUGGUGGAGUACAGUGAGGUGAGCCGGGAGACUGUGGAGCAGAGGAACCCUGACGGUGAACUCACCUUCAACGCUGGCAACAUCUGCAACCACUUCUUCACUGUGGACUUCCUGAAAUCAGUGACAGAGGAGUUUGAACCUCAGCUGAAGCGUCACAUAGCCGUGAAGAAGAUUCCCUAUGUUGAUGAGCAAGGAAACACUGUGAGACCGGACAUGCCCAAUGGCAUCAAGAUGGAGAAGUUUGUUUUUGACGUUUUCCAGUUUUCCAAGAAUUUUGUUGCGUUUGAGGUUUUGAGGGAGGAUGAGUUCUCUCCCCUGAAGAAUGCCGACAGUGCUGGCAGUAAAGAUACCCCGUCAACAGCACGGCGAGCCCUGCUAUGGCAGCACUAUCGCUGGGCAGUGCGAGCCGGUGCCCACUUCCUGGAUUCCAACAACAUGCGGAUCCCCCAUCUCAGCCAGCUCCAGGAGGCUGAGGAACUACCUGCAGUUUGUGAGAUCUCUCCGCUGGUCUCUUCUGAAGGAGAGGGUUUGGAGGAGUAUCUGAAGGAUCGGGAGUUCCAUUCCCCACUGCUUUUAACUGGGGACGCACUGGUUGCGCUGGGGCAGCACCAGUGAUGGCCUUGUGUGAGCAGGAGGAGCUCAUUGCCAAGAGAAGGAUUUUCUACCAAGAACUGGAUCAAGUGCCUUUACUUUUAUACUGUUGAUUUAUAAAACCGAUUCCUGAUUUUUAAAAAAAUUUUUACUCGACAGUUUGAAAUAGCGGCUGGGGUUUUAUCCACUACAGGAGGCUGGGUGUUCCCGGAGUCUAGGUUUUGCCCUGGAGAGGGCCAACACAACACAGCCACUGUCUCACUCAGACUGCAUCAACCAUGGACUUACAGGGCCAUAGCUGGUCAAUGGGAUACCUCACUCUGAUAAGCCCCACUCCAGUCAAGGGGCAAUGGGACAUGUCACUGUGAUAAAUUACCAUCCUAUGGCAAUGGGACAUCUCACUCUGCUAAGUCCCAUCCAGGUCAAAAAGAAGCUAUAGUGGUUCACAUCUCAAACAUAAGUAGCAGUAACGUGAGUUGGGAAUGUGAUCCUCUGAGCCUGCCCCUCCGAUCCUAAUGAUUCUGGCUGGUUUUCCAACAAAUCCCCCCAUCGGAGUUUAAAACGGGAUCGAUCAUUGUCUUUGAUGUUGUUAAUCUCUGAAGGAAUGAUGUAAAGAUGCUGUGGCGAAAUUCACAUGUUCAACGCUGAGCCUCCACUCCCCACGACAUGUCCUGUGACGAUCUUUGUUGUAUAAGCCAUCCCCGCGGAGGGGCCAGCCACAACAUCAAACCCUCUUAGCAAGAGGUUUAUGUCAACCUCCCUAUUCCCUGGGUCAUCCCUAGCUGAUGAACUCCAUUUCUGUAAAUCUGGUUAUUUACAGACAGUGAAGAGGAGGCAUCAUUGCAACAGAGAGAGACCAUGUUUCACCAGAGAUACCACGGGACACACAGAUACCGAGUGUGCCUUAGAAAUCACUGCUGCUGUUAGACAUUAUUUCAAAUUUCACUCCAGGGGACCAGCUCUGAUUCUGCCUGCAGUCUUUCCAAUCUCUCAAAUGGUCACCAUUCUGAGACUCUGGAGAUGGAUGAUGGACAUACCAGCUUUUUAAUGUUUGUCUCCUACGUCCAAUAUGUACUACUUCGAAUCAGCUAACCGCAAUUAUUUAAAUAAAAAGUCUUAUUCUAGGCCUAGCUUGUGAUCUCAGACCUGACCUUCGCCCAUUUUGAAACCAGUGCCUCUUUCCUCUUUGAGCUCUUCGCCCAACCGAGGAUCGUAUAUAUCCCUGCUUUGGCAUUUCAGAUCCCCAGUAGGAGGGGAGAACAGGAGCACAGAGCCAGGGAAAGGGCACACCUUCACACACCAUUUACAGUUAAUGGUGGGGCCUCAUGUCUGCCAUCCAUCUGUGAGACAUGAAUGCACAGACCACAGAUUGAAAUUCGCUGAUAGACUCCCAUACUGUCCCUGUCCUGGAAGAGUUUGAUGGAAGCCACACUCUUUGUUUAACCCUGUGCUGUACCUGACCUGAGAGUGUUUGAUGAGGACAGUGUAGAGCAAGCUUUACUUUCACUUUGAGUGGAGGGAGCCUUGAAUAAAGAGCUGGAGAGUGCAGAAGAGCAUGUUAGGAGCAGCACCAGACAUGCCUGAAGAUGAGGUGUCAACCUGGCGAAGCCACCAAACAUGAGUACCUGCGUGCCUGCAAUGAGCUGCAAGUAAUGGAGUUAAGCGUUCCCACAAUCAAUGGAUCAGAUUGGAACUCUGCAGUUCUGCCACAUCCACUUGUGAAUGGUGGUGGACAAUUAAACAACUCCCUGAAGGAGGAGGUCCAUAAAUAUCCCCAUCCUCAACGACAGACGAGCCCAGCACUUCAGUGUAAAAGACAAGACUGAAGCUUUUGCAGCAAUCUUCAGUCAGAAGUGCCGAGCAGAUGAUCCACCUCAGCCUCCUCCAGUGGUCCCCAACAUUACAGAUGCCAGUCUUCAGCCACUUCGAUUCACUCUACAUGAUGUCAAGAAAUGAUUGGAGACACUGGAUACUGCAAAGGCUACUGGCCCUUAGAGCAUUCCAGUUGUACUGAAGACCUGUGCUGCAGAACUGGCCAAGCUGUUCCAGUACAGCUACGAUAUUGGCAUCUACCCAGCAAGACAGAAACUCGCCCAGGUAUGUCCUGUACGCAGCAAGACAAAUCCAAAUCCGUCUACUCUCAAUCAUCAGUAAAACAAUGGAAGGUGUUGUUGACAAUGUAAACCUCUCAACCAGAGCAUCUCACUGUGACCCUGUACUCUCUGAAUAAAGGAACAAAGCAAAGUUUGGAUGUAA